This is a messenger RNA of Chaetura pelagica (chimney swift), 1527 nucleotides long. It is a transcript of the gene CNKSR1, whose product is annotated as connector enhancer of kinase suppressor of Ras 1. NCBI's taxonomy places the organism in Eukaryota, Metazoa, Chordata, Aves, Apodiformes, Apodidae. The record is from RefSeq and is a predicted model, not a curated record. Gene Ontology annotation, molecular function: protein binding.
AUGAAGAUGGAUGCAGCAUCCAGCUCCUCUGUCUGUCCAUUCAUCCUCUUGUCGUGGAUCCUGGUGUCCCCCAGCUGCUCGUGCCAGCACAUUGGGGGCAUCUGUGAGAGCAUCCUGGGCUGCAGCCCCCCCACGCUGCUGGACUGCAGGGCUGUGCUGGAGCGUGUGAGGCUGGAGCUGCCCCCCGGCCCACGGGGCAGCCCCCCCACCACCCCCCACACCCCGCGGCUGCCUCAUGGCCUGUGGGAGAGCCCCCCAACAUCUCCUGAUACACCAACGAUGCCAGCCAGCCCAUGGGGGAACACCUCCAGGUCCCCUGACACCCCACCACUGCCUCCUGAGCCCCCAGGAAGCCCCUUCCUCCUCCCCACCACCCCACUGGGCCUCGAGAUCACCUCUACCAGCUCCUGCCUACACUUUGUGUCUGCAGCCACCUCGGAGGCCCUGGCUGCCCACGGGGGUCGCAUCCUGCCCGGGGAUGAGAUCGUGCAGGUCAAUGAGCAGGUCGUGGUGGGUUGGACACGUGUCAAUCUGGCAAAGAAGCUGCUGGAGAAGGCAAGCGGGGUGACACUGGUGCUGAAGAAGGUCCCCCUGGACCUGCCUGGCUGGCCCCCCUCUCCCGUGCAGCAGCUCCCGGGAGCAUUUUUGGAUACUGUGGAUCCUCCUGACACCAGGAGCUGUGAGUGCCCGGGGAGCCCCGUGUCCCUGACCUCCAGUGCUGCUGCUGACUUGGAUUCGGGGCCGGACUCGACGCUGGACCCGGUCACUGACGGGGAGGACGAGAGGGACUUGAGGCUGCCUGGCCGUGGGCAGCCCCCGGACGGGACGCAGACCAAAAGCCCCCGGACGGGACGCAGACCAAAAGGAGUGGCCACCAGGCUGAGCCGCCGGCGGGUCUCGGGCCGGGACCUGGGCCGGGUGGACUGCGAUGGCUGGCUCCUCAGGAAGAAGGACCACGUGGGCUUCAUGGCCCAGAAGUGGAAACGCUGCUGGUUCGUGCUCAAGGGCCACACGCUCUACUGGUACCACCACCCCAACGAUGAAAAGGCCGUGGGUCUCAUCAACGUGGCCACCUAUGACCUGGAGAGCACCAGGGAGCAGAAGAAGAAAUACGUGUUCCAGCUCUCCCACCAGAGGUACAAGCCCUUUGUCUUUGCUGCAGAAACCCUGGCUGAUUUGAGCAUGUGGGUCAGUCACCUGGUAACAGCCAAAACAAAGUACACACUGGCCAACCAGUCGGUCCCUGACAGGGAGGAAGACUGUUACAGCGAGACAGAAGCUGAGGACCCAGAUGACGAGUCCCCCAGGCACAGAUGUGACUCGCCAAAGAGGAGGUUUCCAAACACCCCGGAGAAAGCCCAGCCCUUCCCAGCCAGCAGUGAGCCCAGCAGUGUGGCCAGCAGCCCCCAGGGCAGCCCCCGGCCCUGCUCACCCAUGGGGCUUCUCUGGCACAAAAUCGUUGCUGAUAACAAUGCCGGGAGCAAAGUGGGGGAUCAGCCCGUGUUGGGGGAUGCGUGGGGGGAUUAA